AGAGAGGAAUUCCCGAGAAUACCCCCGUCCGUUCCUCAAAAUCUCGUCCCGCAAGCGCCAAUAGCGUCCCCCACACUCUCUGUCUCUCUCUCUCGCUUUCUCUCUCCCCGCGAUGGAGAAAGCCGAGAGCUCCGCCUCCACAUCGGAGCCAGACUCCGACGAGAACCACCACCGCCACCCGACGAACCACCACAUCAACCCUCCCUCCGGCCUCACCCCGCUCGAGUUCGCCUCCCUCAUCCCCUCCGUCGCCGAGCACCACUCCUACCUCGUCGGCUCCGGGCAAUGCUCCUCACUCCUCGCCCAGCGCGUCCAAGCGCCGCCCGACGCCGUCUGGUCCGUCGUCCGCCGCUUCGACAAGCCCCAAACCUACAAGCACUUCAUCAAGAGCUGCGCCGUCAAAGAGCCCUUUCACAUGGCCGUCGGCGUCACUCGAGACGUCAAUGUCAUCUCCGGCCUCCCCGCCGCCACCAGCACCGAACGCCUCGACCUCCUCGACGACAUCCGCUGCGUCACCGGCUUUAGCAUCAUCGGCGGCGAACACCGCCUCCGCAACUACCGCUCCGUCACUACCGUCCAUUCCUUCGAGGACGACGCCGACGACGGCAAGAUCUACACCGUCGUCCUCGAAUCCUACGUCGUCGACGUCCCCGACGGCAACACCGAAGAGGACACGCGUCUCUUCGCCGAUACCGUCGUCAAGCUCAACCUCCAGAAGCUCGCCUCCGUCACCGAAGGAACCAACCGCGACGGUGACGGUAAGUCACACUCGCGGUGAAGAAGCAAACACGCCUCAAUAAAACAAAAUAUAUAUUAAAGAAAAAAAAGAAAGAAUUGGAAUUUGAAACUAAUCGCUCCCUCGUCAAUUCAUAAAAGGAGAAAAGCAAAACAAGUUUUUCUCUCUUUUCUCUUUAUUUUCUUUUUUUCCUCAAAUUCAUUUUGUUUUCGUUUUAUUUUAUUUUUUUCGGGUGAGACUGUCGUUUUUUUGUUCUGUUUUUUAUUAUUUUCUGUUGUUAUUACAAUGGGUGAGGGCAUUUCGGUCAAUACACGUGUACAGGAAAUGUUGACUUUGUGAUGCUUGUUGAUGGUGUGUCUUUUUAACCGUUCUGUUCUGUGAAUAUCAUUUGCUUUUUUUGCUCGAUUUUAUUCCAUGUAUAAAUCUUUUUUCCUUUUUC
Messenger RNA from Glycine soja, 1175 nucleotides. Its product is annotated as abscisic acid receptor PYL1-like. Gene Ontology annotation, molecular function: protein phosphatase inhibitor activity; abscisic acid binding; signaling receptor activity. The transcript has a single exon. The coding region runs from base 113 to 778 and encodes 221 amino acids. Gene Ontology annotation, cellular component: cytoplasm; nucleus. Gene Ontology annotation, biological process: abscisic acid-activated signaling pathway. Lineage: Eukaryota; Viridiplantae; Streptophyta; Magnoliopsida; Fabales; Fabaceae. The record is from RefSeq and is a predicted model, not a curated record.